Mus caroli (Ryukyu mouse) is the source of this 2652-nucleotide messenger RNA. It is a transcript of the gene Gsn, whose product is annotated as gelsolin. Gene Ontology annotation, cellular component: actin cytoskeleton; cytoplasm. NCBI's taxonomy places the organism in Eukaryota, Metazoa, Chordata, Mammalia, Rodentia, Muridae. Gene Ontology annotation, biological process: actin filament severing; cell projection assembly; barbed-end actin filament capping. Gene Ontology annotation, molecular function: actin filament binding; phosphatidylinositol-4,5-bisphosphate binding. The record is from RefSeq and is a predicted model, not a curated record.
GGCGGGAUGGGACGGCUGGUUACUUAAAGGUUGGGGCGACCAAGGGUCCGCGGCCGCAGCCUGGGUCCUCACCGUCGCCAUGGCUCCGUACCGCUCUUCGCUGCUCUGCGCGCUGCUCCUCCUGGCGCUGUGCGCACUGUCGCCUUCCCAUGCAGCCACGGCAUCGCGGGGCAGGGCCCAAGAGAGGGCGCCCCAAAGUCGGGUGUCUGAGGCGCGGCCCAGCACUAUGGUGGUGGAGCACCCCGAAUUCCUGAAGGCAGGGAAGGAGCCUGGCCUGCAGAUCUGGCGUGUGGAGAAGUUUGACCUGGUACCUGUGCCCCCCAACCUCUAUGGAGACUUCUUCACGGGUGACGCCUAUGUCAUCCUAAAGACUGUGCAGCUGAGGAACGGGAAUCUGCAGUACGACCUCCACUAUUGGCUGGGCAAUGAAUGCAGCCAGGAUGAGAGCGGGGCUGCUGCCAUCUUUACUGUGCAACUGGAUGACUACCUGAACGGCCGGGCUGUACAGCACCGUGAGGUUCAGGGCUUUGAGUCGUCCACCUUCUCCGGCUACUUCAAGUCUGGACUUAAGUACAAGAAAGGAGGUGUGGCAUCUGGAUUCAAACACGUGGUACCCAAUGAGGUGGUGGUACAGAGGCUCUUCCAGGUCAAAGGACGCCGUGUAGUCCGUGCCACUGAGGUACCUGUGUCCUGGGACAGUUUCAACAAUGGCGACUGCUUCAUUCUGGACCUGGGAAACAAUAUCUAUCAGUGGUGUGGCUCUGGCAGCAACAAAUUUGAAAGGCUGAAGGCCACACAGGUGUCCAAGGGCAUCCGGGACAACGAGAGGAGUGGCCGUGCUCAAGUACAUGUGUCUGAAGAGGGAGGAGAGCCAGAAGCCAUGCUGCAGGUGCUGGGCCCCAAGCCAGCUUUGCCUGAAGGUACCGAGGACACAGCCAAGGAAGAUGCAGCCAACCGAAGGCUGGCCAAGCUCUACAAGGUCUCCAACGGUGCAGGUAGCAUGUCAGUCUCCCUCGUGGCUGAUGAGAACCCCUUCGCCCAGGGCGCCCUGAGAUCUGAGGACUGCUUCAUCCUGGACCAUGGCAGAGAUGGGAAAAUCUUUGUUUGGAAAGGCAAGCAGGCCAACAUGGAAGAACGGAAGGCUGCCCUCAAAACAGCCUCUGACUUCAUCUCCAAGAUGCAGUACCCCAGGCAGACCCAGGUUUCAGUUCUCCCAGAGGGCGGUGAGACCCCUCUCUUUAAGCAGUUCUUCAAGAACUGGCGGGACCCAGACCAGACAGACGGCCCCGGCCUGGGUUACCUCUCCAGCCACAUUGCCAACGUGGAGCGCGUGCCUUUCGAUGCUGCUACGCUGCACACCUCCACCGCCAUGGCCGCUCAACACGGCAUGGAUGAUGAUGGAACUGGCCAGAAACAGAUCUGGAGAAUUGAAGGUUCCAACAAGGUGCCAGUGGACCCUGCCACAUAUGGGCAGUUCUAUGGAGGCGACAGCUACAUCAUUCUGUACAACUACCGCCACGGUGGCCGCCAGGGACAGAUCAUCUACAACUGGCAGGGUGCCCAGUCUACCCAGGAUGAGGUUGCUGCUUCUGCCAUCCUGACUGCCCAGCUGGAUGAGGAGCUGGGAGGGACUCCUGUCCAGAGCCGAGUGGUCCAAGGCAAAGAGCCUGCACACCUCAUGAGCUUGUUUGGUGGGAAGCCCAUGAUCAUCUACAAGGGCGGCACCUCCCGAGACGGUGGGCAGACAGCUCCUGCCAGUAUCCGCCUCUUCCAAGUGCGAGCCAGCAGCUCUGGAGCCACCAGGGCUGUGGAGGUGAUGCCUAAGUCUGGUGCUCUGAACUCCAACGACGCCUUUGUGCUGAAAACCUCCUCCGCUGCCUACCUGUGGGUGGGCGCAGGAGCCAGUGAGGCAGAGAAGACCGGCGCCCAGGAGCUUCUGAAGGUGCUUCGGUCCCGGCACGUGCAGGUGGAGGAAGGCAGUGAGCCAGAUGCCUUCUGGGAGGCUCUGGGCGGGAAGACUGCCUACCGCACAUCCCCCAGGCUUAAGGACAAGAAGAUGGAUGCCCAUCCUCCUCGACUCUUUGCCUGCUCCAACAGGAUCGGACGCUUUGUGAUCGAAGAGGUUCCUGGCGAGCUUAUGCAGGAAGACCUGGCUACUGAUGAUGUCAUGCUCCUGGACACCUGGGACCAGGUCUUUGUCUGGGUUGGAAAAGACUCCCAGGAAGAGGAAAAGACAGAAGCCUUGACUUCUGCUAAGCGGUACAUCGAGACAGAUCCAGCAAAUCGGGACAGGAGGACCCCCAUCACAGUCGUUAGGCAGGGCUUUGAGCCUCCUUCCUUCGUGGGCUGGUUCCUCGGCUGGGAUGACAACUACUGGUCAGUGGAUCCUUUGGACCGGGCCUUGGCUGAGCUGGCUGCCUGAGUAAGGACCAAAGCCAUCAAUGUCACCAAUCAGUGCCUUUGAGGGUUGUCCAUCUCCCAAAGACAUCAUAUGGCAAGCAGGAAAACUAUGGUGUGUGUGCGAGUGUUUUUGUUUUUGUUUUUUACAGUAGCCAAAACAAGCCCUGUGGAAACUCAGGGUCUUUACAGAAUUGCUUCAAAUGUCUGUACUUUGGAAAUUAAAGCCAAUAAAAGCUUUUGAAGUGUGUUCUC